UGAUUGUCAGAUUACAGUGUGCGUGUGCCUGGCCCACGCUAGUGUGCGGAAGAGAAAGAAGGAGCAUGCUCGAGUGUCGGUGUUGGGUCGGGCGGGUCCAUAUCCGGGUGGACUGGGUGGGUGGGGUUGCCCCUCCCUCCAGGUCCCGAGGUGGUUUGAGGUUGUGGAGUGACGUGCGGAGAUUCCCAUCUCGCACCUCCACACCCGUGAGAGGGCGGCACAGGGAACUAGAGAGUUGACCCGGCGUGCAUUUAGGGCGUUUCCACCAGUGGAUCUGCGCUUGGGAGUGCCCCUCGCCCUCCGGUUUGAGCGGCCGCAAGGAUCCGAAUAAAGAAGAGCAGGAACCCGAGCUGGGCGCGCGGAGCUGGCCACCCGCUCCGAACUUGCCGGGCAAACUAGUGCGGAGGGAGGGGCCGUGAUUGUGGCCUGGGCCGUGGCUGGAGGAGGGGCGGCUGCAGCUACUUCCAGCCCCCUUGGCUUCCUUCCCAGCUCUCUCCUUCACCUCCUCCUCCUCUUCCUCUUGUAUGAGUCAGGCAUUUCCCCGGGAUUUAGAGCACCCGCGCGCGUCCCGAGCGUCCGGAGCUGUAGCAGCAGCUCAUCCAGCAGCUGCUGCAGCAGCCACCACCGCGCUACAAGCCUUAGCGCCCGGCCGCCAGCGCGGCUCGCACCCGCUCCCCGGGUGCGCACGGAUCAUGGAGAAGACAACCCAGAGCGCAGAUAUCAGCGGCGGGGCGGGCAGCAAUAGCAGCAGUCGAAGCAGCAGCCGUGCCACCUCGGCUGGCUCCUCGCCCUCCUGUUCCCUGGCGAGCAGGGGGGUCUCCAGCCGGUCAUUGGCGACUGGACUUGGCGGCGGAGGGAGCCGCAGCAGUCCGGGCUCGGUGGCAGCUAGCCCGUCCGGUGGAGGGGGCCGCAGGAGGGAGCCGGCACUCGAGGGCGUGCUCAGCAAAUACACCAACCUCCUCCAGGGCUGGCAGAACAGGUACUUUGUGCUGGAUUUUGAGGCUGGCAUCCUGCAGUAUUUUGUGAAUGAGCAAAGCAAACACCAGAAGCCGAGGGGAGCCCUAUCAUUAGCUGGAGCCAUUGUGUCCCUGAGUGACGAAGCUCCUCACAUGCUGGUCGUGUACUCUGCUAAUGGAGAGAUGUAUAAACUGAGAGCUGCUGAUGGAAAAGAGAAGCAGUAUUGGGUGACUCAGCUUCGCGCUUGUGCCAAAUUCCACAUGGAAAUGAAUUCUAAGAGUACUCCAAGCUCCCGAAGCCGAAGUCUCACUUUGCUCCCCCAUGGAACACCCAAUUCUGCAUCUCCCUGUAGCCAGAGACACCUCAUUGUGGGGGCCCCCGGUGUUGUCACAAUCACGCAUCACAAGUCGCCUGCAGCUGCCCGAAGAGCCAAGAGUCAGAUUUCCGGCCAACUUCACGAAGUCAGAGAGAUGAUGAACCAGGUAGAAGGACAGCAGAAGAAUCUUGUGCAUGCCAUUGAGUCCCUCCCAGGUUCUGGUCCCCUCACUGCCUUGGACCAGGAUCUACUGCUCCUGAAAGCUACCUCUGCUGCCACCCUCAGUUGCCUUGGGGAAUGCCUCAACUUACUACAGCAGAGUGUGCACCAGGUGGGCCAGCCCAGCCACAGGCCAGGGGCCUCCGAAAACAUCCUGGGAUGGCACAGGCCCAAGUCACAUUCCACAGAGCAGCUGAAAAACGGGACACUUGGCUCUUUGCCAUCAUCAGCUAGUACCAACAGAACCUGGGCAGUGUUACCCAACUCCGCUGAAGACCACCAAGCCUUACAGUCAGAGCCCGAGCCAAAUUCAGGUCCUGAACUCGUUUUAUCCGAAGAUGAAAAAAGCGACACUGAAGAUAAGGAAGAGACAGAACUUGGUGUCAUGGAGGAGCAACGUAGUAUAAUUCUUCAUCUCAUUUCACAACUCAAACUUGGAAUGGAUUUGACCAAGGUGGUGCUUCCCACAUUUAUUCUGGAGAAGCGAUCCUUGCUGGAGAUGUAUGCAGAUUUUCUGGCACACCCAGACCUGCUGCUGGCCAUAACUGCUGGAGCCACACCCGAGGAGAGAGUCAUUUGCUUUGUGGAGUAUUAUCUCACAGCCUUCCAUGAGGGCCGCAAGGGGGCCCUGGCUAAGAAGCCCUAUAAUCCCAUCAUCGGUGAGACAUUUCACUGCUCCUGGGAGGUUCCCAAGGAGAAGAUCAAGUCAAGGAGGACUGCUCCCCCAUCUCCUGCUGGUUGUCAUGACAACGCAAUGGCUGAUGACCCUUCAAAAAGCUACAAACUAAGGUUUGUGGCUGAACAAGUGUCCCAUCAUCCACCCAUCUCAUGCUUCUACUGUGAGUGCAAGGAGAAGAGAUUGUGCGUCAACACUCACGUAUGGACCAAAAGCAAGUUCAUGGGCAUGUCCGUAGGGGUCUCUAUGAUAGGGGAAGGUGUGCUGAGGCUGCUGGAACAUGGAGAGGAGUACGUGUUCACCCUGCCUAGUGCCUACGCACGGUCCAUUCUCACCAUCCCAUGGGUGGAGCUUGGAGGAAAAGUCAGCAUCAACUGUGCCAAGACCGGAUACUCAGCAUCGGUGAUCUUCCAUACGAAGCCUUUUUAUGGAGGAAAAGUCCACAGGGUAACCGCAGAAGUGAAGCACAAUCCAACCAACACCAUUGUUUGUAAAGCUCACGGGGAGUGGAAUGGUACCUUGGAGUUCACCUACAGCAAUGGAGAAACCAAAGUCAUUGACACAACCACACUGCCAGUGUACCCUAAGAAGAUCAGACCUCUGGAAAAGCAGGGGCCCAUGGAGUCCAGAAACCUCUGGCGGGAGGUGACCCGAUACCUGCGUCUGGGGGACAUUGAUGCUGCCACUGAGCAGAAACGGCACCUUGAGGAGAAGCAGCGGGUGGAGGAACGGAAGCGGGAAAAUCUCAGCACACCAUGGCAGCCCAAAUAUUUUGUCCAGGAGGGUGAUGGCUGGGUCUACAUCAAUCCCCUCUGGAAGGCACACUGA
Chrysochloris asiatica (Cape golden mole) is the source of this 2996-nucleotide messenger RNA. RefSeq names its product oxysterol binding protein-like 10 (gene OSBPL10). The record is from RefSeq and is a predicted model, not a curated record. The coding region runs from base 525 to 2996 and encodes 823 amino acids. The transcript is spliced from 12 exons. Gene Ontology annotation, cellular component: membrane; intracellular membrane-bounded organelle; cytosol. NCBI's taxonomy places the organism in Eukaryota, Metazoa, Chordata, Mammalia, Afrosoricida, Chrysochloridae. Gene Ontology annotation, molecular function: cholesterol binding.